Stegastes partitus (bicolor damselfish) is the source of this 2089-nucleotide messenger RNA. RefSeq names its product sp9 transcription factor (gene sp9). The coding region runs from base 132 to 1451 and encodes 439 amino acids. The record is from RefSeq and is a predicted model, not a curated record. Lineage: Eukaryota; Metazoa; Chordata; Actinopteri; Pomacentridae. Gene Ontology annotation, molecular function: RNA polymerase II cis-regulatory region sequence-specific DNA binding; DNA-binding transcription factor activity, RNA polymerase II-specific. The transcript is spliced from 2 exons. Gene Ontology annotation, biological process: regulation of transcription by RNA polymerase II.
UAGGUAGUGUUGGGAGCUGCGAGCCAAGAGAGAAACCGUGUGACCUGAGUCAACACGGGGAAAUCUGAAUCAAAUUGGAGCCGUACAGCAUUGAAAUCGCGAACACUCUCAUCACAGCACAGACCCUGGAUAUGGCUACGUCUAUACUUGGGGAAGAGCCACGGUUUGGAACUACACCUCUAGCGAUGCUGGCUGCAACUUGCAACAAAAUUGGUAACACCAGUCCUCUUACAACUUUACCAGACUCCAGCGCUUUCUCCAAAGGUGGAUUUCACCCGUGGAAGAGAUCCUCCUCCAGCUGCAACUUGGGAUCCAGUCUGCCCGGUUUCACAGUAGCAACAAGCCGAGCUUCGACAGGACUAACACCGACCAGUGGCACAGGCAACAGCGCCUUUUGCUUAGCCUCCACCUCCCCGACCUCGUCUGCGUUUUCCACAGAGUACAGCGGUCUGUUUUCCAACUCUGCGAGCGUCACGACCCAGGAGUCUGGACAGUCUGCUUUUAUCUCCAAAGUCCACACAUCAGCAGAGACUCUGUACCCGCGGGUGGGGAUGGCGCACCCGUACGAGUCGUGGUACAAGUCGGGGUUCCACUCAACUAUCUCUGGUGAUGUCGCCAACGGGGCGUCCUCGUGGUGGGAUGUCCACACUAACCCCGGCUCGUGGCUCGAUGUCCAGAAUCCGGCGAGCACCCUCCAGACCUCACUGCACUCCGGGACCCCGCAGGCUAUCCACUCCCAGCUGAGUGGCUACAACCCGGACUUCUCCUCGCUCACCCACUCGGCGUUUAGCUCCACUGGAAUCAGCCCGUCCGCGUCUCACCUACUGUCCACCAGUCAGCACCUGUUAACGCAGGACGGUUUCAAAACGGUCAUCCCCACUUACACAGACGCUUCUGCCGCCAACGCCAUGAUUUCAGGGGGCAGCUCAGGAAUAAGCAGCUCCUCCAGGUCGUCCAGGCGGUACUCCGGCAGAGCAACAUGUGACUGUCCGAACUGCCAGGAGGCUGAGCGGCUGGGACCCGCCGGGGCCAGUCUGCGCAGAAAAGGACUGCACAGCUGCCACAUUCCCGGCUGCGGUAAAGUGUACGGAAAGACAUCUCACCUCAAAGCGCAUUUGAGAUGGCACACCGGCGAGCGGCCUUUUGUCUGCAACUGGCUUUUCUGUGGCAAAAGGUUCACUCGGUCCGAUGAGCUCCAGAGACACCUGCGCACCCACACCGGCGAGAAACGGUUUGCUUGCCCGGUGUGUAACAAGCGCUUUAUGCGGAGUGACCAUUUGAGCAAGCACAUCAAAACGCACACGGCGGGCGGAGGAGGCAAAAAGGGCAGCGACAGUGACACCGACACCAGUAACCUGGAGACCCCGAGGUCCGAGUCCCCAGAACUUAUUUUGGAGGGUGUGAACCCCAGAAUCACUGUUAAGGAUCCGUCUCCUCACGACGAGCCCUGAGGCUUCAUCUCCUCCUCCUCCUCCCCAAAAACAAAUCAAACCACAUUAAAAAAAAAAAACUGCACAGCAACGAAAACGGGUCUUAUUUGACGGACAAUAAAAAGGAGAAAAUAUUUCCAGAAGCGAUGGCAAAAAAAAAUCUAAAAGAGAAAAAAAAACCGGAGGAGGAGGAAAAAAAAAACAAAAGAUAUAUUCUCCACAGGCGUAACGAGUAUUUCAUUCGUGAGUUCAUCUCCAGAAAGCAGAGUGAUUUACUCACUGUAGGCCUCCACAACGUUUUUAGGGACAACUUGAAAAUGAAAUGGAUGUUUGCUUAACAAGGGUGCGCGAAACCUGUUGAACUUUGGUUGGACAAUGUGAGUUACAUCUUGUAUAUUGACGACUAAACUAUGUGUUCUUUUCAUGUAAAUGUUAGGCUAUGAUUGUUUUAUUCGUGUUGGUAUCCUGGAAAUCAGGGAGUUUACUUUCGACGCACUUUGUGGAUAUGUAUGUACACAGCUUUUUCAAAAAUUUUGGUUAACCAUUUUAUUUCUUUGCUAAAAAAAAAAAAAAAUUAUCUAUAUAUAAAUGUUUACCUGUAUAAAGUCACACGUAUAAGACUUUCAUUUUAUCGUAAUUAAAACAUCUUUAAAAAAGGC